This is a messenger RNA of Spodoptera frugiperda (fall armyworm), 1041 nucleotides long. RefSeq lists its product as uncharacterized. Gene Ontology annotation, cellular component: membrane. The record is from RefSeq and is a predicted model, not a curated record. NCBI's taxonomy places the organism in Eukaryota, Metazoa, Arthropoda, Insecta, Lepidoptera, Noctuidae. Gene Ontology annotation, molecular function: phosphatidylinositol bisphosphate binding. Bases 56 to 991 code for a protein of 311 amino acids. The transcript is spliced from 6 exons.
AAAAGGCUCAGUUUAAAACUGUUCUUAGUCACGUUCAGUAACUUCAUACACAAAAAUGGAACAUUUAAAAGAGACAAAAAUUAUGGAGUUUAACCCUUCGACUAUAGAAGAGGUUAGAAGAGAAUUAAAUCUAGACCGGGAAAGCAUGGAGCAGAAACUGAACAGUUUCGAAGAAUGGAUCGCUAAACAAAACCAUUUUACUAUGAAGAAUUUUAGUCGUCCAUAUUUAGAGUCCUGUAUAAUUAACGCAAAAGGAUCAUUAGAAAGAGCGAAAACUACUUUAGACAAACUGUGCACUUGGAAAACUUUGUUGCCAAAAUAUUUCGAAAAAUACAACUAUAAGGAUAAUGCUAUGGACACAAGUAGUGUUAUAACACACGUGUCAUUACCGAAACUCCUGAAGAAUAAUUACAGAUUAUACAUUGCAAAAUUCGUAUCUGAUCAAGUUGCUGAAGCACAAUUGAACUAUGAAAGAUCCACGAUUCUAAUGAAUGAAUACGCGAAGCUCCACGACUAUCGCCUGGGUUACGUGGUAGUGAUAGAUUGUAGAAAUAUAAACGUAGUACAAUUGGUCAGCAAUAUCAAUAUUUUGGAACUGCGUGAAGCGUUAUCUAUAGUGGUGGAUGGCUACGCCUGCCGUAUAAAGGACCUGCAUGUAAUAUCAGCAUCCAAAACUGUGGAAGUAUUUACUACUUUACUGAAACAACUGCUAAGCAACAAGUUAGCUGGCAGAAUUAAUGUGUUGAAGACUGUGGAGGAAUUGUAUGAGUAUGUGCCGAAAGAGAUGUUGCCUAAAGACUAUGGGGGGAAUGAAGCUACUAUGAUCGAGUUGUAUGAAAACUGGCGUUCAGAGUUAAGCACAGAAGAAAGCAUUGAGUUCUUGAAAAUGAUCUGCAAUGCUCGUACUGAUGAGAAACACCGACUGACUGAUCAGUAUAAUGAUCAGAUACUUGGCAUUGCUGGGUCAUUUAGGACCCUGUCAGUAGAUUAGAGGUUUCAGAAAAGAUCUAUAUAAUAUAUUAUCUGUAUACAAUGUGAUAG